AUGAAGAAACAAGGUUGCCAAUAUGGUAUAGUCCCAUUGAACUCAAGAUUAGGCCCAUGCAUCUUCGCCAACAAGUUGUACGACUCGCCCCCAACGGCGGCGGGGCUCUUGAUCAGAGUCCCCGGGAAGCCCACUAUCCACAUCCGGUCCAAGUGCUUCCGCCCCCCAUAUUCGGUCGGUAAAGCCAAGGACAAGGGGACGCACAAGCUCAAGUCCCGCGACGUCGUCGUUUCUAGCUCUAGAUUGACCACUUGGCGGGUCACGGAGGGCGGCCCCGGCUUUAAAUUUUCCGGAUUAUCGGCCACAGGGAUUUUGGAUCACUUGGCCGUCGCCAAUUACAUGGACGAUUGUGAUUACGAUUAUAAUGAUGUGCACGAAUAA
Messenger RNA from Ipomoea triloba (trilobed morning glory), 381 nucleotides. RefSeq lists its product as uncharacterized. Lineage: Eukaryota; Viridiplantae; Streptophyta; Magnoliopsida; Solanales; Convolvulaceae. The record is from RefSeq and is a predicted model, not a curated record. Bases 1 to 381 code for a protein of 126 amino acids. The transcript has a single exon.